AACCACCCCCCCCGGGGGGCCGAAAACCCCCAUACGUAAACCUUAAACCGACAAAAAAAAAAAAAAAAUAGAAAACCCAAUUCCCGCACAUCCUUCUCCCUAUAUCCCGUCAAACCCCCCCUCGCGGUGUCUGAGCCUCAUCAUCUUCCAUUCGUCGUUCGCACUCAUCCUGCCCUUCCGCGACAGCGUUCGCCGCUUCCUCAUUCGUCACGCGCAUGUCACGUGCCCAUCCUCCUCGCUGUUCCCUACCCUGGUGACGUCGCAGAUCUCACUCCGCCGACUCCGGGUAAUGCAUCUGGGGGACCGGACCGUUGUGCUUCCCUUGGACGUCGUGGAGGAGGACGUCACCCGCUCCAGACGAUCCGUCUACUGCGACCAGUGCCGAGUGGUUGGUUGGAGUGGGCAUCCGGUGUGCAAGAAGCUAUACCACUUCAUAAUAAGAAGAGGGGCUGAUGGCGGUGAGAGUGAUCAGACGCAGAGCAACGGCGGUAGCAAGUGGUGCAACUCUAUUAUUGCCACCGCCACGACGGCUGAGACGGAAGAUGUGGAAGAGUGGGCGUAUCUUCAGCUUCAUGACAACACUCACAUCCUCCACGCCGUCAUUCACUCCAAUGGCUUCGCCCACCUUCUUACCCUCAACGGCAGACAAGGUGGCUCCGCCAUUCUCUCUCCCCGUCAUAUUUUGGACUUUUGGGAUAGGCUUUGUCUAGCCCUCUCCGUCAGGACAGUUAGUGUGAUGGAUGUGUCCAAGAAGUACGGGAUGGAGUACCGGAUGCUGCACGCUGUCACCAGCGGCCGUUCUUGGUAUGGCAUUUGGGGUUAUGAAUUUGGUGCUGGGAGCUAUGCUCUCACUCAACAUUCCUACCAACAGGCAGUGGAUACUCUGUCUAGCUUGCCUCUAGACCCUUUUAUAUUCCAACCAAGGAAACCCCGGACUCGCCUCCACUCUGUUAUUGCCUUUUACCAAUCGUUACCGGAUAUCCAACUCCUAACAAUCAAGGACCUUUUUACCUAUAUGUUGAGUCUCAUCCAUAGAGCCCGCCAGCAUACAUCAUCUAAGAAGAAACCUGAUCAGCAGCGCCCUUCCAAGGCCUUAUGUGCCUGGACGGCCAAUGAUGUCGAACAUGUGCAGCAAGCUAGUAUCAAGCUGCUGCUUGCAGCAGUUGGUGCUGGUGGGUUUAGUUGGGUGUCAAAACGAGCUCUCAGGGGUGCGUUGUACAAGAACUCCUCUUUGGAGCUUCUUGAUUACUGCCUGAAACACCUGGGAGGGAAGUUGGCACCCAAUGGUAUGGUAGUUAAGGCCCGAUGCAGUCCCACUUCAGUUGACCUAGAAUACAGGCUUGAGUCAUCAAGUGUUCAAAAUGUUGAUGGAUCUGAGUCGGAUUUGAAUUUUCCAUCAGAAGAGCAAAUCCUUUGUGACCUCAAAUUUUUAUAUGAUUCCAUUCUCCACCCGGACACCAUGCUAAGCUAUACCCCUCAAGUGAUGAAGGAACGCAUUAUUGAAGCUGCAACUAAGCUUCUUGAUUGCAAGCAAUUCGUAAAGGACUAUAGGCCUUAUAAAAUGGCAGAGGAAGGCUCCCUUGGCAUUCAUCUCUGGUGUCAUGUGGAGCUUUCAGAUGAAUCCAAAGAUGAUUUUGUCCUGCCUCCGGAACUUGUUGUAUUGCCCCUGAAUGCGACAGUUGCCGACCUUAAAAAGGAAGCGACUACAGCCUUUCAGGAAGUAUAUGCCAUGUUUAAGAGGUUUGAAGUAGAGGAAUUGCUUGGAUAUAACUCUAUAAAGGAUUCAUUUACAGUAAAACUUCUGCUUGGAUCAUGUGGCUCAAUUCGAUUGAAAGGUAGAUGCCUUGCAAAACUUGGGCUGAACCGUUUCCGGAAGGAGAGAGGACUUGAAAUCUGGACCGUUGAUUGCACUUGUGGGGCCAAGGAUGACAACGGGGAGAUGAUGCGGGAGGAAGACUUGGACGAAUGAAAAUUUAUAUUUGCCUCGUGCAUUUGAAGAGAGUGAUUUCUCCUUCUAAAAUCAAGCAUUUGGCUUGGUUGUGUGAGGGCAUCCACGAUUAGCGACGUGAAUGAGCUCCAUUGCCCCUGGUUGAGUGAUUCCCAAGUCAUAUAUCCCUGUCUCCUCGAGACCUUUGGUUCUUUCCUGCGUCAAGUGGUAUCAGAGCCAGGUUAUCCGUUGCGGUUGAAGACAAUGGCUGUGAUUUACAAUCUGUUUGAAGAGCACACUGUCAAAGAAACUAGUUUCGUCGAUUGGAAUUCGCCACCAAUUUACAACGAGUAACGAUGAAGAAGUCAAAGAGAAUUUUUUUGAUUGGUGUUCUCCACUAAAUUAUGGCGAGCACGGAAUUACCAUCGCCUCCAAGGUCGCACCAAUUCCACGGAAGGAGAAUGAGUUAAACAUGGUUGAUACGCCUGGGCAUGCCAAUUUCGGUUGUGAAGUUGAGCGGGUUGUUGGUAUAGUCAAGGGUGCAAUUUUAGUUGUUGAUGUUGGGGAAGGUCCGCUUGCACAGACCAAGUUCGUACUUGCUAGAGCCUUAAAAUAUGGGCUACACCCCAUUCUUCUUCUAAACAAAGUAGAUUGUCCAGCAUUUUUUGAGGAAAGGUAUACAUUUUGCACGCCAAGAACUCUAUUUCAAACGGAAAUAAUACGUGCAUGUUUUGUUGCCCAGAAUGGUAAUCAGGUUUUUGAAUUUAAUUCUAAGCAUCUACUUUUGGAACAACAUUUAUUUUCUUCCCAACGAGUUGAUUGGAGUUUUCCUCCAAUAUAUGAUGAUUACUCUGAUGAUGGGUAUUUGGUGAUUUCUAGUAAAGAAGUAUUUCCAAUUAAGUUUAUUCAAGAAAUUACAUCAUCAACCACUACACAAGGAAGUCUUGAGCCUACAGUUUUUCAACCUCUUCCAAUAAAGGAAGGAAACUCCUGGUUGGAAGAUGAUUUCAAUGGCUUUGAUGUCGUUGAUUGUACUAUUUUGCAAAUCUGGUUCGGUGCCGUAUGUGAUGACUUUUCGUUUGCUCUUUUGAAGAUAUCUUUGGCUCAAGUUAUUAAUACUCAAGUAUUUGGAGAGCCCAAACAAUUAACACCUUGGACAGGUCAAAAACCUAAAUUCAAAUCAAGAUUAAAAAGAUGCAAACUCGAGGAGGAGCUUUUUCUGACAAGAGGAGAAUGAUGCAGGAGGCAGGCCUUGAAGAAAACAAUUUGAAACCAUUAAUAUGCUUUGGAAUAACAAUGGUUUUGUAUUUUAAUUAUUUAGGAAUUUGUUAAGUUAUUUUGGAAGUUGUAAAGGUGUUGUAGAAACCUGAGGUCUAUUAAUUUGUAAACGCUUAUAAAUAUUGUACUAGAAAGCCUUGAAGGACAGAUUUGAAUGAAUUAAAAUAUAUUUUGCUUUGUGCAA
Molecule: messenger RNA, 3389 nt
Organism: Pyrus x bretschneideri (Chinese white pear)
Lineage: Eukaryota; Viridiplantae; Streptophyta; Magnoliopsida; Rosales; Rosaceae
Product: PHD finger protein At1g33420
Source: RefSeq, a predicted model, not a curated record